CUGAUCUGAAUGUGUUUACGGUCAUGUGGAGGAAAGAGAGUACACUUCUAUAUGUAGACAAAAUCCAUCAGGGGGCCAAGGACCCUCGGAUUACAUAUCACAGACACAACAAUUCUCUUAUUGUCACGAAUGUCAAUACCAGGGACUCUGGACAGUAUUAUUGCACUUUCAGCACUACUCCAAAAGUGGAAGUGAUGCAUACAGUGAAUGUUUUUGCUCCAGCAGCAAUAAACAACAUUCAACCAAGCAGAACACUUACGAUAGAUAAGGGUUCUGCAGUCACACUGAAGUGCAGUGUUACUGGAUAUCCCCGCCCAGAAAUCAAAUGGAAGAAGUUGACGAAGUAUAAUAAACCUGACGCAACUGUCAUUACAACUAAUGAAAAUAUCACUUUCAGUUCUGUGGAGAGGUUUGACUCUGGCACUUAUGAAUGCUUUGCCAAAAAUAAUCAAGGACCAGAAGUUUUGGCUGAAGUUUAUAUUAAUGUUACAUGUAAGUAUGGAAUUAGUCUAUGGCUAAUGUAGAGAGUUUUGUUGAGUUAGAUGCACCACAUCAUAGCAUUAUCCUCCAUACUUUUGAAUUCACCCUUCAGAGUUGAGCUUCUAACAAUAUGGUGUAAUGAAUUUACACUGAAAUAUUGUGGUUACUCUGCGUUUCCUUUUGAUGACAGGAUAAUAUAUGUUGAACAGUAUUUUUGCAGCGUUUGUUGCCUUUGGGUGUUCAUUGGUGUGACUGAAGAAGAAGAAGAAGAUAAUGAG
Molecule: messenger RNA, 758 nt
Organism: Zootermopsis nevadensis
Lineage: Eukaryota; Metazoa; Arthropoda; Insecta; Blattodea; Termopsidae
Source: RefSeq, a predicted model, not a curated record